AUGGACUUCCGUGAGCUGCUACGUGAGGAACGCCGCCGUGCACGGGAGGCAACACAAACCAAGUCAAAUGCCGACACAAAUGCUGCGCCAAAAGCCACGGACAAGUCUAAAGAAACUGAAGAACGUUUAUUGCAAUGGCAACAAGCAACACUGAAUGUCUGGGCAAAGCGAUCAAAAAUUGAAAUCGAAGAGUUUCGCAAAGGACCGAUCCCUGGAGUGUACUACAUUCCCAAUUGGAUCACGCAGGACGAGGAGGCGGCCAUUCUGGAGCGAGUGUAUGCUGUUCCGGACGACAACGAUCUCUGGGUCACACUCAAGCAUCGACGUCUGCAAAUGUGGGGAGGGGAAGUCAAGGUCCCAUUCGACCCCAAGUCACUGCCUGAAUGGUUAAACCAGAUCAGCCAGACACUAGUGGAUGCUGGGAUUUUCAGUGAAGAAAAGAAGCCCAACCACGCGCUGAUCAACGCAUAUGGUGUGGGGGACUGCAUCUUGCCACACGAGGACGGACCUGCGUAUUUCCCUCUGGUGUCCAUUAUCAGCACUGGUGCUGAAUGCCGGGUGACGUUUGAGCUGCAUCGUGCUUUGGCGUCAGUCGAUAGUGAUACAGUUUCAAAGUCGGCGACUGAUACGAGUGAGAUUGUGCAACACUUUGAUUUCCAGUUGGAGCGUCGUAGUCUCUUGUUGUUCACCGGAGAAGCCUAUGCGCGCUACUUGCACAGUAUUGACAACAUCCUAGUGGGUACGCGCAUUUCAUUGACGAUACGUCACGUUGAUCUUCAGUAG
Phytophthora nicotianae INRA-310 is the source of this 783-nucleotide messenger RNA. RefSeq lists its product as hypothetical. The record is from RefSeq and is a predicted model, not a curated record. Lineage: Eukaryota; Oomycota; Peronosporomycetes; Peronosporales; Peronosporaceae. The transcript is spliced from 3 exons. Bases 1 to 783 code for a protein of 260 amino acids.